Messenger RNA from Venturia canescens, 2817 nucleotides. Its product is annotated as beta-1,4-glucuronyltransferase 1-like. NCBI's taxonomy places the organism in Eukaryota, Metazoa, Arthropoda, Insecta, Hymenoptera, Ichneumonidae. Bases 124 to 1635 code for a protein of 503 amino acids. The record is from RefSeq and is a predicted model, not a curated record. The transcript is spliced from 3 exons.
GGCGCGGUGGCACUCGCCACCAGCCAGCAAAGGAGGAGAAGAAAAAAAUGGACUAGUAGGGUUGGUAGAAUCGCGGAUGAAGGCGGUACCGCGCGCGGAUGAGAAGGCUCGAGUAAACGGAUAAUGCGUAUGAAUUUGCGCAGGUUCGUAAUCGGUCUGCUCGCAUUUCUCGUGAUAUUUUGGUUGUUUGGAAAGAAUAAAUUAUUGCUUCUGGCUGGUGACGAUGGCGGCGGCGGCGGCGGCGGCGGCGGCGGCGAUGACGGGGAAAAACGGAUAAUAGAUGAGCAGCCCGUCGAGACUUCCGUCGGUUAUGAGAAUAUCGCGGUAAUCGAGCAGGAAAAACGAAAUAAUUUGAGAGGGUCGGGGCGCGCGUACGCACCAGGGGCGUAUAUGGCUGGACGACGCCCGGGAAAUCACUCGUUUUGCAAAUGGUAUCACGGCUUACCGAUCAAUCUCGAAUAUCGAGCGGAGAAAAUAGUCUCGAGUCCUCAAGCUCGACGACGCGGUGGAGCUUCUUACAGAGUAUUGCCUUAUGCGACUCGAGGCUGGGGCUGGGGCUGGGGUUACAACAGCAUAUACUCGGAGCAACAGGACGAGCGAUUUCAUUUAGCGAGAGAUUUGGCUCUUUGCACUCACGCGACCGCGGACCAGGUUUAUCACGUCGUUGAGCUCGCGACACGAUGGGAAGGCCCCAUUAGCCUCGCCGUUUUUGCUCCCGGUUUCGAUGCUGGACUUGCCGUAACUCUCCUCGAACGUGCCUGUCGCUGCGAACCUCAAAUGGCCAAGGUGACGGUACAUCUGGUUUUUCCGGUUGGACGUCCACCCGUCCUGAGCCCUCUCGUUCGUCGGGUCUCCUUCGGUGAUUGCGCGGCUUCCGAUCUUCAAUUUAAAAAAUCGGAUACCGAGAGAAAAAAACGCGGCAUGCGUUAUCCUAUAAACGUUGCGAGAAACGUAGCGAGAAGCUUGUCACCGGGGAAAAGAGUCCUCGUCUCGGAUAUCGAACUCUUACCGAGCGAACGACUCGCCUCCGGAUUCCUCCGAAUGAUCAACACCCGUCGGCUACCCGUUCCUACCGAUCGUACCGAUCUUGUUUUCGUAGUGCCUAUUUUUGAGAUCGAUGCUCGCGAAAGAGCACCGAGGAACAAGACUCAACUCGUUGCUGCCGUCCGAAAUGGUCUCGCCGUUUAUUUUCAUCGUUUUGUUUGCAUCCAUUGUCAAAGAUUUCCCGGUAUAACCAGAUGGAUGCUUCGACCUGAUCCCGGUCGCGUCAAACCGCUCAUCCUCACCAGACGAGAAUAUCCGUAUCAUCGAUGGGAACCCGUUUUUAUCGGGACCAAAGACGAUCCUAUGUACAACGAAGACAUGUCCUGGGAAGGCCGUCAAGACAAAAUGCUACAGAUGCUGGAAAUGUGUCUGAUGAAUUAUCGUCUCAUCAUAUUGGACGGUGCUUUCCUCGUCCACACCCCUGGAAUUAAGUACAAACCCUCGUCGCCCUCGUCGCGAAUGGAUAUGAGCAACGAGAGCCACCCUGCUGCUCCGGCCAGCCUUGAAGAAAUCCGAAAUGCUCGUAUAUAUCACAAUUUUACACGACGAUUGCUCCAAAAGUAUCCCAUUAAUAGAAAAUGCGGACAAUAACAGAGAUAUUCCUCCCCCCUAUAUCAUUUCGCAUUAUUUUAUUCUCAGGGGAAUUUAUUUAUUGCGCGCUUAUUUUGUCGAUCGCGCUUAUAAAUAUGUCGCAGCAGGUCACAGCUGCUGCCCUUCUCGUACCGAUUUUACAAUACUACACUAAUAUUCUUAAAACAUUUUGUUACUAUAUAAAUUAUUAUAUUAUAUACAUGAGUCAAGCGAUAUUACAUGAUAUCAUUGACGCGGCGGGAAGGAUAUAUAUUCAUAGUUGUAAAUAGACAUGAACGAUGAAAUGCGUUUAGCCGGGCCCAAGAACCUAGCCUAACUUCAGAAUCUAGUUCCAGACGGUAAGCAGAGAUGUCGCCAUGGUCGUUUUUUUUUGUAACGGUGUAGCUCGAAUUGAAUAUGGGGCUUUCCAUUGUAACAAUUUGAAAAACCAGCAAAGUCUGACGUUAGCUAGAAUACAAUUUAAAGCAUUGCGAAUAGCUAUGGGAUAUAGAAAAUCAACGCCUACGAAUGUCAUUCUGGCUGAAGCGAACGAACCACCACUUAAACUGAGGUUUGAAUAUAUGUGUAGAAACUAUUUUACGAGAGUAUGCUCCAACAGUGAGCACAAACUGCUACCGAUAUUAGAAGAUUUAAACGACUAUUUAGAAAGUCCUGUGAGAAUCACAAGAGGUGUAAUACCAAGUAUUAUCAAAAUAUUUCGAGAACAUGAACAACCUAUAAAACACUACAUAGCUAAAAUCCCCGAAACCACACUGCUUCAUUAGUUACUCCAUAUGACUCCCUAUUUUUCAAACCAGAAGUCUCAUUUACAGAGGGUAGACGAAUUCAAAAAGCUGAUAAAUGCAAUGAGGUGUUUAAUAAAGUUUUCGAAGAGAAGAUGAGGGAAUCAAUCGCUUUCUUUACAGAUGGCUCUAAAAUGAAAAAUAGAGAGCUUGUAAGUGUCGCGACAGUAAGGAAAAACGACAAUCGGGCUUUCAUGUUCAGAGUUCCAAAAUACGCAUCGAUAUUCACAGCAGAAGCAAUGGCCUUAAUAGAGACACUUAAAAUUAUAAAAGAGACGUCGAACAAUAAGUUUACAAUUUUCUCCGACUCAAAAAGCGUGUUAGAGUCUAUAAAUGUAUUUCCAAAACUUGACGGAAACUCCCAGUUGAUUUUUUCUAAUUAAAGAUUCAGUUAAAACGA